Messenger RNA from Harpia harpyja (harpy eagle), 7542 nucleotides. It is a transcript of the gene OTOF, whose product is annotated as otoferlin. The coding region runs from base 167 to 6574 and encodes 2135 amino acids. Gene Ontology annotation, biological process: synaptic vesicle priming; plasma membrane organization. Gene Ontology annotation, molecular function: AP-2 adaptor complex binding; calcium ion binding. NCBI's taxonomy places the organism in Eukaryota, Metazoa, Chordata, Aves, Accipitriformes, Accipitridae. Gene Ontology annotation, cellular component: presynaptic active zone membrane; synaptic vesicle membrane. The transcript has 53 exons. The record is from RefSeq and is a predicted model, not a curated record.
GGGAACACCGCCCCGCGGCUCCGCGCACCGCCCCGCGCUUCGGAGCGCAGCUGGGAGCGCGGCACCGCGCAUCGCACCGCGGCACCGGGCACCGCACCGCGGCCAGCCGGCACCGCUCCGCACCGCUCCGCACCGCUCCGCACCGCUCCGCGCCCGGCCGCGCACCAUGGCUCUGCUGCUGCAGCUCCGCACCGUCUCCGGCCUCCGCGGCAAAGCCGACCGCAUCGCCAAAGCGGCUUUCCGAGGGCUCUCCUUCUACACCCGAGUGCUUGAAAACUGCGAGGACGAGGCCAGGUUUGAUGAGACCUUCCGCUGGCCAGUGGCAAGCAAUAUUGAUGGGAAUGAGAUCCUGGAGAUCCAGGUGUUCAACUACAGCAAAGUCUUCACCAACAGGCUUAUUGGCACUUUCCGGAUGGUCCUGCAAAAGGUGGUGGAGGAAGGGCAGGUAGAGGUGACGGACACGCUCAUAGACGACAAUAAUUCAGCCAUUCAGACCAGCAUCUCCAUAGAGAUCAGGUACCAGGCUCUGGACGGGACAGUGGGUGCGUGGAAUGACAAGGAGUUCUUGGAGACCCCCAGCAUGCACUCAGAAGGGGAUGGCAGGUACCCCUUAGAGACAGACAGCCUCCUCUCCAGCCACCGGCAGGGCUCAGACGUCUCUCCAGGCAAAUCCAAGCAGCAGUCCGCAGAGAGGAGCUUCAGAAGGAUGGAAGAGGACGAGAUGUAUUACCACAGUGAAGAUGAACUUCUGGGAGAGGGGGACACCCUUAGCCAGGGAUCCCUCAACACGAGCCUUGGAGAUGAUGCAGGAGAAGAGCAGCACACCAGGAUUAAGUAUAACGAUGGAUACAAGUCAGUAGCAAGCGAAGACCCUGAAGAUCCCAGAGCUAAGGCUAAAGGGAAAGAGAAAAGACAUCUCGUGUUACCAUUCAGCAAAGGCAAAGAGAAGACGAAGGAGCACAAAGCCGGGAAAGGAGUUUUUUCAGCCAUGAAGCUUGGCAAGACGCGCCCUCCAAAGGAUGACCAUCGGAAACAAGAUGAACCCGCUGUUUUGGAGGCAGAAGACCUGGACCGAAAAGCCAUGAGACAGGGAGGCAGACUGGAGCCGGACACCAUCUCCUUGGCCUCCGUCACAGCUGUCACCACCAAUGUCUCGAACAAGAGGUCCAAGCCUGACAUCAAAAUGGAGCCGAGUGCUGGGAGGCCAAUGGAUUACCAGGUCAGCAUCACCAUCAUCGAGGCCCGGCAGCUUGUUGGGCUUAACAUGGACCCCGUGGUCUGCGUGGAGGUUGGAGACGAAAAGAAAUACACAUCCAUGAAGGAAUCGACCAAUUGCCCUUACUACAAUGAGUACUUCGUCUUUGAUUUCCACGUCCCCCCAGAUGUCAUGUUCGACAAGAUCAUCAAGUUGUCUGUGAUCCACUCAAAAAACCUCUUGCGCAGUGGGACGUUGGUAGGCUCCUUCAAGAUGGACGUUGGAACUGUUUAUACCCAACCUGAGCACCAGUUCUACCACAAAUGGGCCAUCCUUUCUGACCCUGAGGAUCUCACCGCUGGGCUGAAAGGUUACCUGAAGUGUGACAUCGCUGUGGUAGGGAAAGGGGACAACAUCAAGACACCCCACAAAGCCAACGAGACAGAAGAGGACGAUAUUGAAGGGAACCUCCUCCUCCCAGACGGGGUCCCUCCGGAGAGGCAGUGGGCUCGUUUCUACAUCAAGAUCUAUCGAGCGGAGGGACUGCCCCGUAUGAACACCAGCAUCAUGGCCAAUGUGAAGAAGGCUUUCAUUGGGGAGAACAAGGACUUGGUAGACCCCUAUGUGCAGGUGGUCUUUGCAGGGCAGAAGGGGAAGACAUCCAUACAAAAAAGCAGCUAUGAGCCUCUCUGGAAUGAGCAAAUAGUCUUCACAGAAAUGUUCCCCCCAUUGUGCAAGCGGAUAAAGAUCCAGAUCCGAGACUCAGACAAAGUCAAUGAUGUGGCCAUCGGUACCCAUUUCAUUGAUUUGCGGAAGAUCUCUAACGAAGGAGACAAAGGCUUCCUGCCCACCUUUGGCCCCGCGUGGGUGAACAUGUACGGCUCCACUCGGAACUACACCCUGAUGGACGAGCACCAAGAGUUGAACGAGGGGCUGGGUGAAGGCGUCUCCUUCCGGGCCAGGCUUUUGAUGAGCCUCGCCGUGGAGAUCUUGGACACCAGCAACCCAGAGAUCAACAGCUCCACCGAGGUGCAAGUCGAGCAGGCCACGUCGAUUGCUGACAACUGCACUGGGAAGAUGGAGGAGUUCUUUCUCUUUGGAGCCUUCCUGGAAGCUACCAUGAUCGACAGGAAGAUUGGUGACAAACCCAUCAACUUCGAAGUCACAAUAGGUAACUACGGGAACCAGAUCGAUGGCAUGGCCAAACCCAUCCUACGGAGGAAGAAAGAGGGAGGGGAUGGUGAUGAGGAGGAGUCUGAGCUGCUUCAGAACUCAAGUGAGGAUGAAGGUGAUGAGGAUGGAGAGCUGGUCUCUGUUUCUUCAACUCAACCCGUGAAGCCCCUGGUCACAGACAGGAACUACUUCCACCUGCCAUACUUUGAGAAGAAGCCCUGCAUCUAUAUCAAGAGCUGGUGGCAGGACCAGCGCCGCAGAUUGUACAAUGCCAACAUCAUGGACAAGAUUGCGGACAAGCUGGAGGAAGGGCUCAACGACGUGCAGGAAAUGAUCAAGACGGAGAAGCCGCACCCGGAGCGCCGGCUCCGAGGGGUCCUGGAGGAGCUGAGCAGUGGGUGCUUGCGCUUCGUGAUGUUGGCUGACAAAGACCAGCACCACUCUUCCCGCACGAGGCUGGACCGGGAGAGACUCAAGUCCUGCAUGCGGGAGCUGGAGAACAUGGGGCAGCAAGCCACGACUCUGCGGUCGCAGGUGAAGAAGAACACCGUGAAAGACAAGCUGAAGCUGGUGCAAAACUUCCUGCAGAAACUCCGGUUCUUGGCAGACGAGCCCCAGCACACUAUUCCUGACAUCUUCAUCUGGAUGAUGAGCAACAACAAGCGCAUUGCCUACGCCCGUGUCCCUUCCAAGGAUAUCCUCUACUCCAUUGUGGAUGAGGAGAUGGGCAAGGACUGCGCCAAAGUGAAGACCAUCUUCCUCAAGCUGCCUGGGAAAAGGGGCUUUGGACCUGCUGGCUGGACAGUUCAGGCCAAGAUGGAGAUGUACUUGUGGCUGGGUCUCAACAAACAGCGUAAAGACUUCUUGAGUGGCCUGCCCUGUGGCUUUGAGGAGAAGAAGACCACCAGAGGCCAAAACCUGCCGUCCUUCCCACCCAUCAGCCUCCUUUACACCAAGAAGCAGGUUUUCCAGCUGCGAGCCCACAUGUACCAAGCCAGGAGUUUAUUUGCAGCUGACAGCAGUGGCCUUUCGGACCCCUUUGCACGAGUCUUCUUCAUCUCCCAGAGCCAAUGCACCGAGGUUCUCAAUGAGACCCUUUGCCCAACCUGGGACCAGCUGCUGGUCUUUGACAAUGUGGAGCUGUAUGGAGAAGCCCAUGAGAUGCGGGAUGACCCUCCCAUAAUUGUCAUUGAGAUCUAUGACCAGGACACAGUGGGCAAAGCUGACUUCAUGGGCCGCACCUUUGCCAAACCGGUGGUGAAGAUGUCGGAUGAGCACUACUGCCCGCCGCGCUUCCCCCCGCAGCUGGAGUACUACCAGAUCUACCGGGGCAACUCCACCGCCGGUGACCUGCUGGCUGCCUUCGAGCUGCUCCAGAUUGGCCCUGGGGGCAAGUCAGACCUGCCCCCAGUCGAUGGACCCACAGACAUGGACCGGGGCCCCAUCCUGCCAGUGCCACUGGGGAUUCGGCCAGUGCUGAGUAAAUACAGAGUGGAGAUCUUGUUCUGGGGGCUCAGGGAUCUGAAGAGAGUGAACCUGGCCCAGGUGGACCGGCCCCGUGUGGACAUUGAGUGUGCUGGGAAGGGGGUCCAGUCAGCCCUCAUCCAGAACUACAAGAAAAACCCCAACUUCAGCACUUUGGUCAAGUGGUUUGAAGUGGACCUCCCAGAAAAUGAGCUGCUCCAUCCACCCCUCAACAUCCGUGUGGUGGACUGCCGGGCUUUUGGGCGUUACACCCUGGUGGGGUCCCACGCUGUCAGCUCCCUCCGAAAGUUCAUCUACCGCCCACCAGAUAAGAAUGCCCAGCACUGGAAUAUGACAGCAAAACACCUCAAUGGCUACCUGGCAAUGGCCAACGGGGCCCAUCGCUCUCGCCCCACAGGGGAGAUCGUUGUCAAUAUGGAACCUGAGGUUCCCAUCAAGAAGAUGGAGACGAUGGUGAAGCUGGAAGCUAACUCCGAUGCAGUGGUGAAGGUGGACGUGUCUGAGGAAGAGAAGGAGAAAAAGAAAAAGAAGAAGAAAGGAGGAGGAGGAGAGGAAGUAGAAGAGGAGGAGCCGGACGAGAGCAUGCUGGACUGGUGGUCCAAGUAUUUUGCUUCAAUUGAGACUAUGAAGGAGCAACUCCGGCAGCAAGAAGCGGCUGCAGCCGAAGCGGAGGAGAAGGAAGAAAUGGAGAUUGCAGAGGAAAUCAAACUUGAUGACUCUCCCAUGAAAGGCUCCAAGGGUCAGGCAAAGAACAAGGAGAAGUCCAAGACGCCCAAAGACGAUAAGAAGAAGAAGCAACAGUCAGCCCCCGAGCUUCCGGAGAAGAAGAACAAGCAGAAGAUUGACGAACUGAAGGUCUUCAACAAAGAGCUGGAAGCAGAGUUUGAUAACUUUGAGGACUGGCUGCACACCUUCAACCUGCUCCGUGGGAAGAUUGGGGACAAUGAUGACAAUGCAACAGAAGAAGAACGGAUAGUGGGAAGGUUCAAAGGCUCCAUGUGUGUCUACAAAGUGCCGCUCCCUGAUGAUAUCACCAAGGAGGCAGGAUACGACCCCAACUUCGGCAUGUUCCAGGGGAUCCCCAGCAAUGACCCCAUCAAUGUGCUGGUCCGAGUCUAUAUUGUGCGGGCCACGGACCUUCACCCAGCUGACAUCAAUGGGAAAGCCGACCCCUAUAUUGCCAUCAGGCUGGGGAAGACGGACAUCAAAGACAAGGAGAACUACAUCUCCAAGCAGUUGAACCCUGUCUUUGGAAAAUCCUUCGACAUCGAGGCCACCUUCCCCAUGGAGUCCAUGCUGACAGUGGCGGUGUACGACUGGGACUUGGUGGGGACUGACGACCUCAUUGGAGAGACCAAGAUUGAUCUGGAGAACCGCUACUACAGCAAGCACCGAGCUACUUGCGGGGUGUCACAGACUUACUCCAUACAUGGUUAUAACACCUGGCGUGACCCCAUGAAGCCCUCCCAAAUCCUGUCCAAGCUGUGCAAAGAGGGCAAGGUGGAUGGGCCGCACUUUGGGCCAGGAGGAAGAGUGAAAGUUGCCAACAGGGUCUUCACCGGCCCCACGGAGAUUGAGGAUGAAAAUGGUCAGAAGAAGCAGACAGAUGAACACCUGGCCCUGACUGUGCUGCGCCACUGGGAGGACAUCCCACGGGCGGGCUGCAAGCUGGUUCCCGAGCACGUGGAGACGCGUCCGCUGCUGAACCCUGACAAGCCGGGCAUCGAGCAGGGUCGCCUGGAGAUGUGGGUGGACAUGUUCCCCAUGGACAUGCCAGCGCCUGGCCCUGCCACUGAUAUUUCCCCCAGGAAACCGAAGAAAUAUGAGCUUAGAGUGAUAGUGUGGAACACAGACGAGGUCAUCCUGGAGGACGAUGACUACUUCACUGGCGAGAAAUCCAGUGACAUUUUUGUCAGGGGCUUUGAACUGCGGGUUAUUAUCUGGAACACCGAUGAGGUGGUUUUGGAAGAUGAUGCUUUCCUGGCGGGAGAGAAGAUGUCUGACAUCUAUGUCAGGGGGUGGCUGAAGGGUCAGCAGGAGGACAAGCAAGACACGGACGUCCAUUACCACUCGCUCACUGGUGAAGGCAACUUCAACUGGCGCUACAUCUUCCCCUUUGACUACCUGAUGGCGGAGGAGAAGAUCGUCAUCUCCAAGAAGGAGUCGAUGUUCUCCUGGGAUGAGACCGAGUACAAGAUCCCAGCUCGCCUCACCCUGCAGGUCUGGGAUGCUGACCACUUCUCUGCCGAUGAUUUCCUCGGGGCCAUCGAGCUGGACCUGAACCGCUUCCCCCGGGGAGCCAAGACAUCGAAACAGUGCAGCCUGGAGAUGGUGACGAACGAGGCAGAGCUGCCCAUGGUCUCCAUCUUCAAGCAGAAGCGGGUGAAGGGCUGGUGGCCGUUCGUGGCCAGAGAUGAGAAUGAUGAGCUGGAGGUCACCGGGAAAGUCGAGGCUGAACUGCACCUUCUGACAGCAGAGGAGGCAGAGAAAUCCCCCGCCGGGCUGGCUCGCAAUGAGCCUGAUCCACUGGAGAAACCCAACCGCCCGGACACGUCCUUCAUCUGGUUCCUGAACCCGCUCAAGUCCAUCAAAUACCUCAUCUGCACGCGCUACAAGUGGCUUAUCAUCAAAAUCGUGCUGGCCCUGUUGCUCCUCAUCAUGAUCGCCCUCUUCCUCUACAGCAUGCCAGGCUACAUGGUCAAGAAGCUGCUGGGAGCAUGAAGCAUGGGACCCUCCCCCAUGUCCCCAGCCCCGUGGCACAACCUUCCCUGGCCCCAUGCCCUUCUCCUCCCCGCAGCCUCUCAGCAGCUUCUGGGGACAUCUCCUCUUUCGCAUUCCUCCUCUAUGGGUCCCCUUCGUGACUUUAGUCCCAGAGAAAUGGGGCUGGAGGAUGGCGUCGAUCACAAGGCUGUGCAUCCCUCACCGGGGCACCCAGGCUGGGAGUCUCGGAGCCCUCCCAGGGAGCUCAGCCCCCGGCCCCGGGGGAAAGGGAGGGAGAGCUGGGGCCGGGGCCAUGGGAGCGCUCCCGAAAGGCUCCUUGGAGAGACUUCAGGAACAAGGGUGAAGCAGGGACCUGGGACAGCUGGAGACACGCCAGCCCCACCAGUGUGGGGACGGCACCGAGCGGCCCCAACACCCGUUCCCGCUGCCAACACUGUCCCCGCUCCACUCCUAGCUCUGGAGGUCACUGCAUCCCGGUGCAGGGACCCAUCCCACACGGGGGAACACCAGGCAUCAUGUGCCCCAGCAGCUGCCAAGGCCCUGCAGAGAGCCCUGGGGCUGUGCAAGGGGACUCCCUGCCCUUCCCUCCCCACGGCUCUGUCAGAGGCAGGGAAGUGUCCAGCCGCUCAAACAUCUUCCUAAGGUUACCAGCCCAGAGGUGGUGGGGUGGCCGGACAUCCCUGGGGGCUCACAGGGAGCCAGGUUUUCUCACACAGUGUGAGCUCCCUGUGGUCUUCUUGAUUCUCGGUUUAUUUUGUGUGGAUUGGUAUAUACUGCGGCUGGAGACUUUCUUGCCAUGUAUAUUAGGGAAGGGCUCUUUUCUCAGCUCACUACAAUAUUCAGCUGUUGAAAUGUCACCUUUCUCAGCUUCAAGUGUGCAAGACCCUCACUGAAUAAUUGAAGAGAUCUCGGGGAUGUUUUUAAGACGCUACCAUUUUAAUCGAUCAAUAAAGGGUGGGUUUCCCUGA